AUUUUUCGAUGGCAAUACUAAUGUUUGUCGACCUUCCUUUUCGUAAACUUGGAGGAGAAUUCUUCUAGAAAUUAAUAUCUUUGGUCAUAGUUUGCUUUUUGAAGAAUGAAUGCGACAAAAAACAUAAUCACUGCUGCUAGGCAGUUUAGUAGUUCUACACUUAGAACAGCAGCUGUCAUAAAGCCACCUGUUCCAGUUUUUGGUGUGGAAGGUCGUUAUGCUACAGCUCUAUAUUCAGCUGCAAUGAAGGAAAAGAAGAUUGAUGCUGUUGAAAAGGAUAUAAAAGAUUUGAAAGAUGUUUUGAGAAAAGAUGUGAAAUUACGUGAAUUUGUCUUGAAUCCUUUGCUGAAAGUGAACAUUAAAGUUGAUGCCUUGAGGAAAGCGUUUGCCAAAAAGAAUUACAGUCCAUUGACUUUAAAUUUAGUAGUAUCCUUGGCUGAAAAUGGCCGUCUAAAAUCCCUAAUGCCAGUGAUUGAUUGUUUCAAUGGUGUUAUGAGUUCUAUUAGAGGAGAAAUUGUAUGUGAGAUUGUAUCAGCUAAGCCACUUGAUGCUCCUACGCUUGCUGAAUUUGAAAAGACACUGAAAGGAUUUGUUCAAAAGAAUGAAAAAGUACUAUUGCAAACUAAGGUUGACCCAUCUCUGAUUGGGGGAGUAAUUGUAACCAUUGGAGACAGAUAUAUAGAUAUGUCAAUUGCAUCUAAAAUUAAAGCAUACAAUUCUAUUUUGCGAGAAAUUGUGUAGUAAUUAUGAAUUUCAAUCUUUGUAGGGAAAUUUUUUCGAUAAUUCUGAAUUAUUGUACAAUAUUAAGUUUAGAACACAAUAAAAUUUUAUAUAGUGAUACAUUUCUUUCUUCAUUCUAAAAUAUUUUAUGAA
Uloborus diversus is the source of this 873-nucleotide messenger RNA. It is a transcript of the gene ATPsynO, whose product is annotated as ATP synthase subunit O, mitochondrial-like. The coding region runs from base 106 to 741 and encodes 211 amino acids. Gene Ontology annotation, molecular function: proton-transporting ATP synthase activity, rotational mechanism. Lineage: Eukaryota; Metazoa; Arthropoda; Arachnida; Araneae; Uloboridae. The transcript has 8 exons. The record is from RefSeq and is a predicted model, not a curated record. Gene Ontology annotation, biological process: proton motive force-driven mitochondrial ATP synthesis.